AUGCCUAUUUUAUUUGCGGACAUACCAAAAGGCUUGAAUAUUGAAGAAUUCAAAAAAAAUUUAGCUGCUUUGUUUUCUUUAAUUUCAUGCAGCCACAUGCAUGCAUAUCAAGUGUGGCCUGGAAAUAGUUUUGACGUAUUUUUAAAUCUUUCUUAUCGACGAAUGCUAAAUAGUGAUGAAGCACUUCAACAAGCACAGGGUGAUUUUGCGCACAUACAGAAACAGACGUGCCAGUUGUUAAAAGCAAUAGGAGCAAACAAUGUGACAGUUCAAGUGGAUAUUGUGAGAGGAGACGGUCAAAACAUAAAGAAUCGUUGCGUGGGUAGAAAUUGCUUGAAGAAAUCAUGUUGUGAUUCCGAAAAUAUUGUCCCGUGA
This is a messenger RNA of Thelazia callipaeda (thelaziosis nematode), 375 nucleotides long. NCBI's taxonomy places the organism in Eukaryota, Metazoa, Nematoda, Chromadorea, Rhabditida, Thelaziidae. The record is from the annotation of a GenBank genome assembly.